This is a messenger RNA of Labrus mixtus (cuckoo wrasse), 1890 nucleotides long. It is a transcript of the gene ovch1, whose product is annotated as ovochymase 1. The record is from RefSeq and is a predicted model, not a curated record. Lineage: Eukaryota; Metazoa; Chordata; Actinopteri; Labriformes; Labridae. Gene Ontology annotation, molecular function: serine-type endopeptidase activity. The transcript has 14 exons. Bases 40 to 1848 code for a protein of 602 amino acids. Gene Ontology annotation, biological process: proteolysis.
CAAACUGAGAAAAGACCAUAUGAUGCUCAAAGUGAAGAAAUGAAACUGAUGACAUAUUUACAUAUGAAAAUAUUGUGUGUGUGUGUGUGUGUGUGUGUGUGUGUGUGUGUGUGUGUGUGUGUGUGUGUGUGUGUGUGUGACCUCGGGAAGCAGCUCGGGGUCAUUCUGCAGCAACAGCAGGCUCAGCUGCUCGGCUAUGACGUCACAAACGUCACAACAACAAAAACAGGUCAAAUCGUGAAUCAGACUCAGGAUCAGAAUGAAACCUUCUCGGAUUUUUUUGGAUUCAGCGAUGUGUCGGGUCGUCGGGUCUUCAGUCUUGAACAGGAGGCUGAGACUCGGAUCAUCGGCGGGGCUGAGGCCUGGGCUCACUCCUGGCCCUGGCAGGUGUCUCUCACCUUCUCCUCCAUGCCGGCCUGCGGGGGCGCCAUCAUCGGGCCGCUGUGGGUCAUCUCUGCUGCACACUGCUUCAAGAGGUACAAGAAAGCUGCUUUCUGGACGGUUCUGGCAGGAAAACACGACCUGGAUAAUCAUGAAGAACCGGGACAACAAAUGGUGGGCGUGUCCAUGAUCAUCUCCCAUCACGACUACAACCCUAAAACCAAAGAGUGCGACCUCGCCCUGGUGAAGCUUCAGCAGCCGCUCGUCUUCGACAGCCUCGUCAGACCCAUCGACGUCUGGAACAGCCCCCUGUCCCCCAACAGGAAGUGCACCAUCACGGGGUGGGGCUCCACCCGAGAGAACGGUCCUCGAGUCAACAGACUGCAGGAGGUGAACGUGACCAUACUGCCAACCGACGUCUGUAACCGGUUCUACCUGGGAAAAAUGAGACCCACCAUGUUCUGUGCCGGGAAGGAGGAGGGCGGAGCCGACGCCUGUCAGGGGGACUCUGGUGGUCCUCUGUCCUGCUUCACUGGGAGCAAAUACGAGCUGGCAGGUUUGGUGAGUUGGGGGGUCGGUUGCGGACGAGCCAAAAAACCAGGAGUCUACACCAAAGUGCAGCAGCACACGGACUGGAUAUUCGAGGUCCUGAGUGACUCAAACGGUCCAUUCGCAGAUGACGCCGACCCUGAAGAGGACAUGUGUGGGCAGCAGCAGAGCUCCAGCUGUCAGCGGGCUCCAGGACUCGCUGCUCUCUCAACGUCCAAGAGCGGUAAGUUGUCUGUGGGGAACGUCUCCGAGUCCUGCCCCUUCUCCUGGCCCUGGCAGGUCAGCCUGCAGUCCGCCGGAAACCACUACUGCAGCGGAGUCCUGAUCCACCACCGCUGGGUGCUCACCGCCAAACACUGCAACGUCAGAGCCAAGGAGGACGUGGCGGUCCUCGGAGUCCAUGACCUCCGCUUCUCGUCUCAAAGCGCCCCAGUGGAGAAGGUGUUUGACAUGAAGGAGGAUGGCAGCUUCCCCCCAAAGUCUGACCUGUCCCUGCUCCGCCUCAGCGUGCCCGCCAGAUUCUGCUCCAGUGUGUCCCCGCUUUGUGUCCCUGAUGAAGACGAGGUCCUGGACAGCAGCUGGUCCUGUGUGACCACCUGCUGGGGAUCCACCAAGGCAACAGAAUCCAUCAACCCGGACACACUGCACCAGGUGGGACUGACUCUGGUCAAUCAGACGAGCUGCAGGGAGAAGUGGCCGGGGCUUAUUGGUGACUCUCAUAUCUGCACACACCCUGCAGGCUCCGCCUCCUGCAUGGGCGACCAGGGAGCUCCUCUGGUCUGUAAGAAGCGUGGCGCGUACUUCCUGUUUGGCAUGGUCACAUGGGGCAGCAGGCAGUGCGAUGCAGACAAACCUGCCGUCUUCUCUCGAGUGGCAGAUUAUCACUCGUGGAUCACCGAGCUGACUGAAGAUAUCUGAAUGUUGAUUGCAAAAUAAAGUUUUAUGAAGUUUGAUCUUAAA